AUGCCAUUGCCCACUGUGGCAGUGGCCAUGCCUCAGGAGAACAACACCAGCCUCCAUCCAUCGGCCCCCAGGAAUAUGGUUGUGGAGCAAUCUUUGGGAGAUCUUCAGCCAUCGGUAACUGUGUGGCAGCAGAAGCAGCGGCAGAGAUCCCAGCUUGGCGCUGUCAAUGCUGCUCUGCUGGCGGUUGUGUGCUUAGCAGUAGCAUUUGUCGUGCUUCAGUGUGUACGGAACGCCCCCGGCUCGAUCUCGUUUGUUUCUGGGGGGAAAAGGGCCCUUUCGGAUUCAGAGUUAGAGGAACCGUGGAUGGAACGCUGCAUUGAAAACGCAGACGAAGAAGGGGAGGAGGGAGGUGAUGCGGAGGCAGUACAAGAGGAAACCCUUACAGAGGGAGCAGGAGAGUCAAAGGCUCUGCAAGCACUAGAACAGCUGAGAUGCGUCGUGAACCUCGGGCUGCAAACAAUGCCGUGUCUUCCCUUUGAUAAAAAGGCAUAUCUACUUGUCUUACUAUUGGCGAUCAGCACACAGGAGUUGGUUUUAUACGGGGUUUAUUCAACUCCUCAAGUAGAGUUAGAAAGGCAGAGAACAAUGGACUUCAUUCUGAGUGUGGGGAAGCAGGCGGUGGCAGCACUAGAAGCUGAUGACCAGCGAUUGACUACAAGGCGACGCAGGAGGAGAAUGUUAAAGCUAUUGGAACAAUUUAGAACUGCUCGGCAGCAGUCGAACCUUGAUGCAUUAGCUGUGGAGGCAACCAUAUCCGUGUACAGAAUCACACAGUGCAAAGAGGCUCUACACCUCCUGCAAUCCUGGGUAGAAGGCUCCACUCCGAUCCCUAGGGAUGUAUGGGUACGAGCUCUCAGGGUUCUUUCGUUUACACGACAGACAGGUGAAGGGAGACUUAGAGCAGACGCCACUGCAAAUUCCUGGAUAGAGGCCGCGCAAGCAGGUCUUGGCUUCCUUCGGCCUAACAAAGUGCGAAAAGUGCAGAGCCACAUGUCAAUAGAAGAGCAAAUGCGGAAACUUAUGCCGCGCUACAGGCGUCUCGCCAGAGCGCUUGUCCAAAGCAUUGAAUCUGCUACUACAGAUCAGCCGCUAGACCACCACGUGCAAGCACAGAGCCUGCAAAGGGAGGAACAGGGAAAUCAUCUGCUGGAAAAUCGCCGGAAAGACCUAAGCCAGAAGGGGGAGCAGCAGGAAAACAACGAACAUCAAUUAUUCCACCAGCAACAGAGCCCGUCGAGCAGCCACAUUUCCGACAACGAUAGUGCUCCUAGGCGCAUAUCCCAACCUGUUGCUGAGAAUCAGCGAAAUCAGCCGCUUGAACAUCACCAUGAAGACCUAAGCCGGCAGGGGGACCAGCAGCAACAAAAGGACAAUCAAACACUCCACGAGCAACAGCAUCCGUCGACCAGCCACAUUUCUGACAACAAUGAUGAUUCUAGACCCACCUCCCAACCUGUUGUUGAUCAACCAGCUACUGUGACAAACAGUGUACUGGCACACGCCUUGCAUCAUCCACUCCCCUCUCCUGUCCCCCGCCAAGGACCCCUGCUGACUACAAGUAACACGUUGGUGAACCUGCCAUUGCUCGACCCAACUCAGUCGUCUCCUGCAGACUCGCAACAAAACAUUCCCAUUGCCCAUGCAGAGCGUUGGGAGCAAUCCCCUCCCCACUCCACUCCAAGUGGGUACGAAUCGCAGCAAGCUACAAUGGCCCAAGAAUGGUCCAUUUUCAAUUCUUCUACGGCAAAUUCUGUUCUCCGAGCAGAUGCACCCUUGUUCACACCGACAGUAUAUCGCCAUCAAGCGGGUAUGCAGCAUCAUAUACACCCUGUCUCUUCUGAUGCCAGUUAUGUUUGGUGGUACGCUCCAUCUCCCUUUGGCUUUGAAGUGGAUUCACUAGCAGCUUUCCCUCGCCCUCUUCCCUUGCCGCGCCCAAUACCCGCGGCUACUCUGAGCCCCAGUGGAUAUAUCAGAACGAUGUUCCCGCUAACAGCGUCUUCAACUGGAAGCCCUACUCCACGGCAUCCUCUUCCAACACCCCAAUUCCCAUCGCCUAGACCUUCCGCUGACCCCUCGAGACCUCCUCAACCCACUGAAGGACUGUCUCUUCGUUUUUCCAGACCCAUCCUUCAUAGUCCCCCUUCAGACGUUCCACGGCACGGCCCUGAACCUUCCGCUCUAUUUUCUGGAAGUCGGCGAUCUAUACCUAGUUGGCGAUUCGAACCUCCUAGAGCCUUUUGGCCACCUACAGGUGGGGGCGCCCAAGGAGAUGUUCAUUCGCCCUCUCCGCACAGUCUAGUGGACCUCAACCCCGUCAUGACUCUGGUUGCUGAAGCAUUUCCAUCAGCGCAGUCCGAUUCAGAUUCGCCUACGGGAUCUGGGCAAAGACAACACCUGGAUCAAGGAUGGCCACACGUCCCUGGUUCUGACCGUCCCUGA
Molecule: messenger RNA, 2439 nt
Organism: Eimeria maxima
Lineage: Eukaryota; Apicomplexa; Conoidasida; Eucoccidiorida; Eimeriidae
Exons: 1
Coding region: 1-2439 (812 amino acids)
Source: RefSeq, a predicted model, not a curated record